AUGAGUGAAUUAGUUGAGACAUCGAACAAACCAAAAGAAAGUGUGCCGUCGUCUAUUCAAUGUCUGCUGCUCACCCAAACCAACUACACCGUCUGGGCGAUUAGGAUGAAGGUCGCUCUUCAAGUGCACAAGGUUUGGGAAACAGUUAAGCCUGGAUCAACAGACGUUGACAAGAACAACUUAGCACGGGCCCUCUUAUUUCAUUCUACACCGAAAUCGAUGAUUUUGCAAGUUGGAAACCUCGACACCUCUAAAGUCGUAUGGGACUCCAUCAAAACAAGAAACCUUGGUGCUGAUCGAGUCAAAGAAGCGAGACUACAAACUCUUAUGGCUGAAUUUGAUAGAUUAAAGAUGAAAGAGACCGAUAUGAUCGACGACUUUGUUGGGAAGCUCUCUGAAAUAUCCACUAAAUCCGUAACUUUGGGUGAAACCAUUGAUGAAGUGAAGAUUGUUAAGAAGUUUCUUAAGAGUUUACCAAGAAAGAAGUACAUCCACAUCACUGGUGCUCUUGAGCAAGUACUUGAUCUCAAGACAACAACAUCCGAAGACAUUGUUAGGAAAUUGAAAACAUAUGAGGAAAGAAUUUGUGAUGAAGAGGAUUUACAAGACGGUUCGAACAAGCUUAUGUAUUGUAACUCCGACACACAGCCACAAGAGUUUAAUCAGCACGGAGGUAGAGGACGAGGUUGGAGCCGUGGUAGAGGAAGAGGAAGAGGGAAUCAUGCUUGGUUUUGUAAGAUUGAUCCAAUGGUUACCGGAAAAGUACGUUUUGGAGAUGAUUCGAAGAUAGACAUCAAAGGGAAGGGAUCGAUCACGUUCAUAGCCAAAGGAGGAGAAAGAAAAGUGCUGGCGGAUGUCUACUAUAUACCGGAUCUUAAGAGCAAAAUCAUUAGCUUGGGUCAAGCUACAGAUUCCGGAUGCGACAUUAGAAUGAAAGAGGACUAUCUCACUAUACAUGAUCGAGCUGGAAAUUUGUUGGUGCAAGCGAGUCGAUCAAGAAACAGGUUGUACAAGGUGCGAUUGGAAGUUGAUAACAUGAAGUGUUUACUUGCUACAAACAACUCGACAUUGUGGCAUGCUCGACUUGGACAUAUCAGCCCUGAAACCAUCAAAACAAUGGUAAUAAAAGAGUUAGUUGUUGGAAUUGCUAAUGUGUCAAAAGAUAAAGAGACUUGUGCUUCUUGUUUACUUGGGAAACCAGCAAGAAGAGUCUUUCCGAAAGCAACUUCUUAUUGUGCAUCACAAGAAUUAGAGCUCAUUCAUGGGGAUUUAUGUGGACCGAUAUCACCUUUAACAGCUGCAAACAAGAGUGAAGCGUGA
Molecule: messenger RNA, 1320 nt
Organism: Capsella rubella
Lineage: Eukaryota; Viridiplantae; Streptophyta; Magnoliopsida; Brassicales; Brassicaceae
Exons: 2
Coding region: 1-1320 (439 amino acids)
Source: RefSeq, a predicted model, not a curated record